Aspergillus niger is the source of this 717-nucleotide messenger RNA. RefSeq lists its product as uncharacterized. The record is from RefSeq and is a predicted model, not a curated record. Lineage: Eukaryota; Fungi; Ascomycota; Eurotiomycetes; Eurotiales; Aspergillaceae. The coding region runs from base 1 to 717 and encodes 238 amino acids. Gene Ontology annotation, cellular component: nucleus; cytoplasm. Gene Ontology annotation, molecular function: protein binding. The transcript has 6 exons.
AUGAAUACCAGUCAGGAAGCUAAGUUUCCUCUUCACGAGGCUGCCCGGGAGGGCAAAACUCAAAUCGCUGAAUCUCUCCUCAGCGCCAACCCCAAGCUAGCAAAUGUCAAAGAUGACGAUGAUCGCCUUCCCAUCCACUGGGCGGUAGCAUACAACCGUCUCCCGAUUGUGGAGCUACUGAUAUCCAACAAGCACUUUGAUCCCGAUGUCGAGGAUGGCUCCGGCUGGACACCACUCAUGAUUGCAUCUAGCUUGAAGAACGCCGAAGGCGAUCCCAUCAUCGAUCUCCUCCUCAAGAAAGGCGCAGACGUCAGCACGAAGAGCGUCUCGGGCCAGAACGCCCUCCACUUUGCAACUUCCAAAGCCAACCUCUCCACCGUCCGCACCCUCAUCGCCAACAAAUGCAGCGCAAGAGUAAAGGAUAGACGCGGACAGCUGCCUCUGCACCGAGCAGCGGCGAUUGGAUCCUCGCCUAUCAUCAAAAUCCUUCUGGAGGAGGGGAAGAGUCCCGUCAAUGCAACGGAUGUUGAUGGGCUGACAGCUUUACAUCAUGCCGUGUCAGAGGGUCACGGCGAUGCAGCGAUUACGUUGCUCAAGGCUGGUGCGGAGGCAGAUAAGAGGGAUUCGAAUGGUGUUUUGGCCAUUGAUAUGGCGCCGGAUAGCAAGGUGCGGAGCUAUAUCCUGCAAACAGCGGAGAGGGAGGGGAUCGAGUUAUAG